AUGCCGGCGAAAGGAGGCAACACGAAGAAAGAGUCGGGUCGAGCCAAGAAGGCUGCCAACGAGGACAAGAAGGCCUCGGAAGCCGCGGCGCGUGCUGAGGCCGAAGAGGCCGCACGCUGGGACGACCCUGCCAGUGGAAAGGGCAAGAGCGCCGCCGAAAAGAAGGCGGACAAAGCCGCCGAAGCGGCGCGCAAGGCCGAAGAGAAACGACGUCUGGAGGCCGAGGACGAAGCCUCGAUGCCCGUCGCCCCCGUGAAGUCAACCAACAAGGGCAAAGGCGCACCCAAGAAGUCCGCGCUCAAGUCCGGCGGUCCCACAGGCAUCGAUUCGGCCAUCGCGUCGUUCAGCGCGUCGAACCUCGACGAUGCGCUCGACGCCAUGUCGCUCGUCAACGAACGCACGGACAAGGCCAGCAAGGGUGCAGCAGCAAGCCAGAUCGAGCGCCACCCGGAACGCAGGUUCAAGGCCGCCUUUGAGGCGUACAAGGAGCGCGAGCUGCCGCGCAUCAAGGAGGAGCAGAAGGGCUUGCGGCUGCAGCAGUACCACGAUCUGCUGUACAAGCAAUUCCAGAAGCAUCCGGACAAUCCCUUCAACCAGCUCAGCGUCGCGUACGAUGCGAGCAAGGAAGACAAGCUGGCCGCACUCGAAGGCAAGAGGAGCCAGGCGGAGAAGCGAUUGCGCGAUGCUUAG
Molecule: messenger RNA, 690 nt
Organism: Sporisorium graminicola
Lineage: Eukaryota; Fungi; Basidiomycota; Ustilaginomycetes; Ustilaginales; Ustilaginaceae
Exons: 2
Coding region: 1-690 (229 amino acids)
Biological process (GO): transcription by RNA polymerase II
Cellular component (GO): nucleus
Molecular function (GO): transcription coactivator activity
Source: RefSeq, a predicted model, not a curated record